AUGAGCCAAGUUCAUCUCCGGAAUAUGGGGCACCUGCCCCAAGCCCGUCUCUACUGGAACAAUACCAAGAAGACCACGAGCAUGGCAGCCAGUCAGGCGUGGAACACAUCGCCCCCAGCACUGUUCAGAGCACCGAAGACACAGAGCCAACUGAACUACGAUGCGACGAGUGUGGGAAUGUUUACGCAAGGCUUUGGGAGUCGCUGUAAGAUCAAGCAUGAGAAGCCGUUCAAGUGUAGAGCGGGAGACUGUUCUUGGGCUUUCCGAUACAGAAAAGACCUCAAGCGACACUGCGAAGAGCGGCAUUCGGACGGGGAGGGCUAUUUCUGCCCGUUCGCCGGAUGCAAGUACUCGCAAGAGAAGGGUGUCGGUAUCAAGAGGAAAUCCAACUGGCAAAGACACGUACAGACACAGCAUCGCGGCUAG
Molecule: messenger RNA, 426 nt
Organism: Colletotrichum costaricense
Lineage: Eukaryota; Fungi; Ascomycota; Sordariomycetes; Glomerellales; Glomerellaceae
Exons: 2
Coding region: 1-426 (141 amino acids)
Source: RefSeq, a predicted model, not a curated record